Sinocyclocheilus anshuiensis is the source of this 4886-nucleotide messenger RNA. It is a transcript of the gene alpk2, whose product is annotated as alpha-kinase 2. Gene Ontology annotation, molecular function: ATP binding; protein serine/threonine kinase activity. Gene Ontology annotation, biological process: protein phosphorylation. The coding region runs from base 131 to 3808 and encodes 1225 amino acids. The record is from RefSeq and is a predicted model, not a curated record. The transcript has 13 exons. Lineage: Eukaryota; Metazoa; Chordata; Actinopteri; Cypriniformes; Cyprinidae.
CUCCAGACCUACAUCACCGGAUCUGAUGCUGAGCGCUGGCUGCUUUAAGAGUGAAAUCUUUGGACUUGGUCUCUCAUGACAGAUGUGUCCAAACUGAGUGACGUGUGUGCAGUGAUCCAGAGCGAGGGAGAUGACAGCUGAGUGGGUUGACAUGGCCACCCCAGACAAUCUGCUGUUCCUGGACACAGAUGCUGUCAACUCUUCCUUCGCUUCACCGCCCAUAGAGGAAAAUGAGCCCACUCGUGCCACGGACAACCAGACAGAUGACAGCUUUAGUUCAGUCCCUGAUCAACACCCUGAUCCAGACUCAGGAAGCUCAGGAUUAAUGCCAGUUCCGUGCCAGGAUGGGACCAUUGAGAUCCAUAAUACAAACAUUGAAAGGGAAAAUGAGAGUGGUUUAGUCUUAAGACAGCCCCUGGAUCACACUGCAGUGAUAGAAAUGAAUAAAAGUGAUAACUGUGACUUCAGUACUGCUGCUAUAAUGGAGACUGACAGUAUCACAAACAGUACUAACAUCCCUAACCUAAUUCACCUAUUGGACAGAAAUCGAAAUGACAAACAUGGUAACUCAAACACUAAAGCGGAUCCAAAUGAGGCUCAUGGCACUUUAAUGAGUCCAUUAUUAACAGAACACAACAGACAAGAAGAAAUGAGCCAAGACACCAUUUUAAACCAAUAUGCCUCUUUUGAGAGCAUUGGACUUGAUGUUAACCCAAUGGCUAAUGAUGAUGGUCCCUUGGUAAAUACUGUCUCUAAUGUAAUGAAUGGUGCAAGCAAUGAGACUGAUGCAACUUCUUCUGAAACCCUCAUCCAGACUUGCCAGGAUACAUCUGAAGGUGUUGAUGUAGCAGUGGAAGCGGCGACUGCCUAUAAAACUCAUCCAGAAAUUCAUGACAUUGCAGAGAACUUGACAUGUGGACCACUGGCAACUGAGAAAACAGAUAAUUCUGAGUCACUUUUCCACCAAUCCAUGCUUAAAACCUCACAAAUUGGUGAAAAACAUGAGAAGGAUCUCUCACAAGUGAUCCCUUGCCCAACAUCUGUCACGAAUAGAGAUUUAGGUAAAUGUUCUGAGGAGAUUGAUGGUGCUUGCUUAAAGUUCACAAGAAUGGAACAUGAUGUUGAGUUGGAAGGAAAUGCGCUGGUGGAGGUGACCGGAGACGAAGUUUCCCAACUCGGGUUGGUCUUUGAGGAGGAAAGUCAAAGCAGUUUUACUUCUCAAAGGAUCUCAGUGUGCACCAGCGACAAGAAUUUAUUAACUGACUGUGUGAGCGGCGAGGAGUGGCGUCACGGCUCCAAUGUUGCUCUCCACACAUGUCCCUCUCAAUCGAACAGUCACGUGUCUUCUGAGACGGGACGUGCUGAAGGAAAUGAAACUUUUGUGCAUUUUAACACUGAGGAGUGCACUGUGAAGCCAAAAGAGGAGGAAAGAAUUCCACAGUUUAUUAUGCCGUUUGCUCCACUCAAUACUGGAAAUACUUUCCUCCAUAGUAGUUUAUUGAAAAGUCCACAGGAUGAUCUAGAUCUUCCACCUAAAGGGAUUAUUAAUGAGAUACAUAUUAAGAGUGAUCAAAAAUCAGUCAGUAGUGACGAUUUGUCUGAAGAUCGCUUUCAUACAUGCCCUGACCACUCUUUAUCUUCAUCUUCAGAUGAACCUUCCAUCAAGGACACUAAAAGAAAAGCCGAGUACAGCGAUACCUGUGAUAUCAGCAAAGAGCUUUCUAAGUUAAUUUUACUCACAGGACAGCAUUUUAUGGUGUCUGAAGACAAACUUGUUGCAUAUGUCACUCUAGACUUGGAAGAACCCAAUUUAAAUAAUUUCUCAUUGUCAAACUACGAGGAACGACCCAAAACAGACAAUAUGCCUCACAAGACUUCCAAAACAUCCUCAGAUGGUAAAACACGCUCUAAACAUAAGGAGAACCCAGCUGAGAAGCAGCAACAUGGGAUUCAAACAUCAAAAAAGCAAGAUCUUCAGCCCCCAUCCCAGAUGAAAGAGGAAUUCAAUUCAGAAGGAGAUGGUUGUGAAGAUCGGCCAGUUACUGUCAUUGAAACCAUCGUCAUCACAGAGAAGAUCGCUCCUAAAACCCAAGGGAAGAAGAAAAAGAAGCAUGCACAACACGGGACACCAAAACCCGAAAAUGAUCCACCAAGUGACAUAGGGAGCAGAAGCACUCAGAAGAGCAUGAGUGGCAAGACCGAGAACAUUGUCCUGAAGGUAGCAUCAAAUGGUCUGGAUAAACCAGCACCUCAUCUUCCCGCUAAAAUGGACGUUACUAACAAAGAUAGCACUCAGAAAGUGAUUUCAGUGAGACCCAAAGCAGAACCCUACUUUGGCAGCGUAAAUGCCACUCAGAAAGCCACCCCUAUAAAACUCAAAGUAGAUGCUAGUAACACAGCCAAGAUGGAAAAUAAGACGUGCACCUCUGAUUCUCUGAGCAUGUGUUUACCCAGCAUGCUGAAUGACGACAUCAAGCGCAGGCGAAUCGCAAAUGACCUGUCUGGAGCAGUUCCGAUAAGGACGAGGCCACAGCUGCCCGCUAUUUUCCGCCAAGCAAGAAAAGAUGGAGAAGAUACGACCCGGAGAUCUUACAGCGAGGUUGUCAAGCAGAAGACUCCAAUACCCAAAGAAGUGGUUCCUAUAGUCUCAGAGAUCCAGGCUGACCCAGUUCCUGCUGACCCCCAGAACAUCUUGCUUUGGUGCAAGUUCAAUCCUGUCCCACCUGAUGCCACCAUUAAGUGGACUAAAGAGGGAACAGUGCUGUCAGAGAUAAACAAAGUAGAGAAGGAUGACGGCCGCUUCACUUUGACAAUCCUAAAGGCUUGCAGUAAAGAUCUAGGGCUGUACAAAUGCAGCCUGAAUGCUGCCAACAUUUCUGUUUCGACCUCAGAGUACCAUCUCACAUCUGAGGUGCUUAUGGAACUAGUCAUUCCGAGUCAUGAUCAGCCAGCUGAGCCCAGGGUUGUGGACGGUGAUGAGGAGAACAUCCAGUGCAGCCCGCUUCUCUUUAAGGAAGAUUUCCUCUCAGAUCAGUACUUUGGAGAGAAUCAACCAGCGAGCAUCGUGACUGAAAAGGUCCACUUUGGUGAAGGCAUGCAUCGCAAGGCUUUCAGGACCACUCUUAGAGAAGGCAAUCUGCCGAGCUUCAACCCCGGCCAUCCCUGCGUCCUGAAAGUACACAACGCCAUCAGCUAUGGGACCAAAAAUAAUGAGGAACUUGUCCAGAAGAACUACAGCCUGGCUGUGGAGGAAUGUCACGUGCAGAAUACCGCCAGGGAAUAUAUUAAAGCGUACAAUAGUGUGGCCAAGUCUGCAGAAUCAUUUGGAGAGGUGCCAGAAAUCAUCCCUAUUUAUUUGGUGCACCGGACGUCUAACGACAUCCCUUACGCCACGCUGGAGAAGGAGCUGCUGGGAGAUUUUGUGAAGUACUCUGUGAAGGACGGGAAGGAGAUCAACCUGAUGCGCAGAGACUCUGAGGCGGGACAGAAAUGCUGCGCCUUCCAGCACUGGGUCUAUACACAGACCGACGGCAACCUGCUGGUCACCGAUAUGCAGGGUGUGGGUAUGAAACUGACAGAUGUUGGGAUUGCCACCUGUAAAAAAGGCUAUAAGGGGUUCAGAGGAAACUGUGCCACGUCCUUCAUUGAUCAGUUCAAGGCUCUUCAUCAGUGUAACAGAUACUGUGAGCUUCUGGGCCUGACGUCUCUUCAGCCCAAGCCAAAACGGACCGUCGGCCCGCCAAAGCCAAAAACACAACCCGCUCGGCCCCGUUCUGAACGGCAAAUCCUGAUCGCACAGAAACUCUGAAUGUCUGCUUGUAGGAUAACUAGUGUUGGCCGUUUUCUUGCUCAGGGACAAACGUGUUUCUGAGAUGUUUCUUUAAAUGUAAGAUGACAUUCAUCUGUAAGGACAGUAGGGAGGUUACUUCUUUCUUGAAAGCUCUUUUGUGCUAUUUUAAAUGAGCUUAUUAUUGGUUUUUAUUGAAUUUCUUAUAUUUUUUUUAAGGGGUGAGUCGACUGACAAUUGAUAUAACACUUUUUCGAUGUAAUAUUUUUUGUUUAAACCAAAGAAAUAUCAGCUUGUGAUAGUGUUUUAUCCCGAUUUGCUUGGUUGAAAAGUCGUGCCUGUGGUGCUGCAAUCUGAUUCUUUAUUAUUAGCCUACUGGCACUUCUGAAUAACAACAACUUCAUGUUAUUAUGAUUGUUUGUUAUAAUAUGUGCAAUAAGUACUUAGUUUAUCAAACUGCUAAAUCUUAAAUAGAUAUUUACUUUAUGAGUGAGAUUAAUGUACUGUACAGCCGUAAAAGAUUGUUAGACUUGAAUGUAACUGCUGGAAUUGAAUGUUUGAAGCUUCUCAUAUUCAAUGUUAAAAUACUUUAUUUUCACACGAAUUUAGUAUUUAAUUUUUCUUGAAUUUUUGAAGUUGAUCUACGCUGUUUCUUGGAAGGAAGGAUGAGGUGGUAAAUCUGAUGCUAUGGAAAGGUUUGUACACUUGCCCAGUAAACAGCUGUUGAUUUGCCUCAGUAAGAAUGACAAUCCUCCACCUUCACGUUCCCAUCAUCCUUCCAAAGUCAAAUGACUUAUUGCUUCAUUGCUAUAUAUAAGCACACACGUUUGAAGCCAAGUAUUCGUCUUGUUAGUGUUAAUGAACUGCACAAAUCAAUCACUUGAAAUUAAAAACUGUGAUGUUACCGUUGCUACUUUCUGCAAAUCUAGAUAGUCUUAUCUAUUAGUAGUCUUAGUGAAUGUGGAUUGAAGGUCAAAGAUUAUCAGAUUCUUGGCUUGACCGAACCACAUUCGUCUUGUAUUGGCUUUGAAUGAUCCCCUCUGAAUGGUGUAUUGUGUAUUAAUAAGUUUUUUUUUUUCUUUAUUAAGUCUGGGUUUAU